Messenger RNA from Yarrowia lipolytica CLIB122, 543 nucleotides. The record is from RefSeq and is a predicted model, not a curated record. Lineage: Eukaryota; Fungi; Ascomycota; Dipodascomycetes; Dipodascales.
AUGACAUCCUUCUUCAACUACCAUGAAUACAUUAGCUCCAACGAUCGGGCCCAAACCCACCAUCCGAACAUUUACGUGGAGUAUGGACAAUCAGACACCAAGCUGAGGAGAUGUGUGAGGGUCCCAAGAGACUACUCAGUGGUGGGCGAUGAGUACCCUUACUUCUCGACGCAUUUUGUUGGCGAGGAACCAGGCGCUUACCCUAGCGAAGAGGGUCCAACCUACGACUCCCGCAGCCCACUGAAGGAUAUAAUAUCCUAUCAGGAGUACAAUGAUAUCGUGGGCACCAUCAACGGCUACAUGAAGCGUGCAUUUUCGCCCUGGCAGAAAUGCCAGUUUAUCGAGACAGUGCUUUCAUUCCUGACCCUAUGGAUAUUCGAACGACUAUUUGCUUCAAACAACGAAAGGGUCUUGGCUCAACUGGAUGAGUACAUCGAUCAGUUGAACAGUAAGAACGCAGACCGUUUCAUUUUGAUCAACCCACGCAAAAAUGGAUUUCUCUCCUUGGACUUUUUGGUGAUGGUAGGAGAGCCCAACAUAUAG